ACGCACCUUUAUGCGCAGGCUCUCCCGACUCGCACCGCCCAGGGAGUGGGGAGGAUAAGUCGCUGUCAUGGAGGACGCCGCAGCGCUCGGGAGGACCGAGGGGGUCCUUGAAAGGCAAGGACCGCAGCCAGCUGCAGGCCAGGGAGGAGCCCUGGUGGAGCUCACCCCGACUCCCGGCGGCCUGGCCCUGGUGAGCCCCUACCACACCCACCGGGCCGGGGACCCCUUAGACCUCGUGGCGCUCGCAGAGCAGGUGCAGAAGGCUGAUGAAUUCAUCCGAGCAAAUGCCACCAACAAGCUGACAGUUAUAGCUGAGCAAAUCCAACAUUUGCAGGAACAAGCCAGGAAGGUACUGGAAGAUGCUCACAGAGAUGCCGACCUGCACCAUGUAGCUUGUAAUAUGGUGAAAAAACCUGGCAACAUUUACUACCUCUAUAAACGGGAGAGUGGUCAGCAGUAUUUUUCCAUCAUUUCUCCAAAGGAAUGGGGGACAAGUUGUCCACAUGACUUCCUUGGUGCCUACAAGCUACAGCAUGACUUGUCCUGGACUCCGUAUGAGGACAUUGAGAAGCAAGAUGCUAAAAUCGGCAUGAUGGACAAGUUGCUAAGCCAGUCAGUGGCCCUGCCUCCAUGCACUGAACCCAACUUCCAGGGAUUGACUCACUGAGAGUGGGCUCUGACAAACAGCUCUCACAGGACUUGGCUGUCACCUCCUUGUUGACCCCAUUGUUAUCUUGAGAAUUGAGGACAUGUAGGUGAAUCACAAACUUCCUGGAAAGAGACCCUGUGUAAAUGUAAAUGCUGUCAUUUUGACUUUUAAUUGGGAUGGUAAUAAUCAUUGAGACAGAGUCACUGUCUUUCGGGAUCCUCUCUGGACCACAGAUACCCAAGUCAGUCAGUUUCAGAGUAUUGGCCAAUGUACUUUCCUUCUUCCUCUCCAUCACUUCUUCCCUUAAGUUAAAGUGUUAGAGAAGACUUUCUUCUUCCCAUAAAAAGGUUGGUGGAUCGUUUUCCAGAGAGAACUGUUUUCAGUCUUUUUUUUUUUUUUUUUUUUAGUAACUGGUAGUAUUUAACGUUGGGGUUGAGGCUGUCUCACAGUUGGUGCAACUCCAGUUUAAAAUUCAUCUGGGAAUGAGAAUGUUGGGUAAUGGAGGGUGAUUAAACCCCCCCCCCCAAAAAAAACCACUUGGCUUUGCUAGACCAGAGAGUGUGUGAUUCUGGGAUUUCUGUGCUGUUGAUGAGGUUUGUCUUGCCCCUUUUGCUCUCUCUGCCUUGCUAGAGUGAAUGAGAAUCUGAGGCAGCAGCAAAGGCCAGGUUUGGGGAGAGUCAACUUUGAAACUCACAAAUUUUAGACUUGGAAGAGACAUUGGAUGCUGCCACUAAUCAUUAUAGAAUCCAUUGUGUAGUCUCCCAAGGAGGAGCUCCCAGGCUCAGCCACCUGCAGCAGAACAAACCCAUUUAAAUGGCUACUUAAAAAUACUGUGGAAGAGAGUAUGGCAGUAGAGUGAGAAACAAGAAAAACAGCCAAAUUGUUGACUGUGAGUUAACUCAGAUUGAAAUUCAUUUUGACAAGAAUUAUUCAAGAACUUAAGGGCCUUUGGCAAAAUUACUGUAGUUCUUACUCCGACUAGGCUGUUGUAGGACUCUACCUUCUUUCCUGUCUUCGGUGGAAUUAGCUCGUUUAUGGAUGAUUUAGCAUGGCUGUAAUCUAUUGCAAUAUGCUGUAAAAGAACAGAGAGAGAUGUCCUUGAACUGACAAUAGCCCAAGUUUCUCUCUGGGAAUGGAUGUUCGUUAUGCUGAUCUGCUUGGUAAUACCCUCCCCCCCCCAUUAUUCAUGGUCUCUCCUCAUAAACUGCAUUUCUUGUG
Messenger RNA from Chlorocebus sabaeus (green monkey), 1867 nucleotides. RefSeq names its product chromosome 20 C1orf50 homolog (gene C20H1orf50). NCBI's taxonomy places the organism in Eukaryota, Metazoa, Chordata, Mammalia, Primates, Cercopithecidae. The record is from RefSeq and is a predicted model, not a curated record.